AAUCAAGCACAAGGGGAAAGUGUGCAGAUGUUCUGGAAUACUGUCGAAUUGGAGAUAGCUACAAUGAAGGAGGCUGAGUUUGCUGUCAACCAAUCUUUAACGGGAAAUGAGGCCAAUGCCAUCUUGAACGAGACGAAGUUAGGUUUUACUUUGAAUCAGAAGAAUGAACUGGUAAUUGGGAGCAAGCGAACUUAUCCAAAUGAGAAGUCAACUCCCCCAAAUAAGGAAAAGAAUCAUUCUGGAAACAUCCUUCCCGAUGGCACAAAACUAACAAGACUACCACCACCACCAGAUUUCACUUCGCUGAGUGACGGAGAGAAUGAUAAUCCAUUGAUGGUAGAUAAUGAUGAAGAAAUUCCUACCUUGGACAGUAUUCUCAGUUCUCCACUGCCAACUAACAUACAGAAUUGGAGUUUGUCUUCAAGAAAAUUCGUUAAUGAAAUUUUUGUUAAAAAUAUAUCUCAACAUGCCAUAAUGUUAAAAAAUAAUUGCAGAAGAGAAGGCAACCUUGAGAUAUGGGAUGUCAAGAGUUAUCGAUCUCUCAGCUCAUAUGCGAUUAUGGUUUCUGACAUUGAAUGUCAGGAUAUGAUGAAGGAUUAUGAAGAAAUUCUCAAAGUUCCCGAGUUGAUAGAAGUUCAUUGCAAAGCUGGAAAAAGUAGCCUUUACAAUGUCAAAGACGGAAAUGAUCUGUUAGAUUGUGGUGGUGAACAUCACACUGAAAUCGAUGUUAUUAUAAAAGCAUGUGCUUACAUUGUCAAUGGACUGCAAAAUGGAGCUGGAAUACAUUGUAAAUGGGGAGAGUCAUUCUGUCCUUUGAGCCAAUCCGCAAGUCAUGAAAAAGGACGGAAAUGUGACGUCCGAUUUUUAAGUCCUACAAGAGUUUUCCGCUCAAGCAACUCCAAAGAUUUAACUGAUGAACAAGCGGGUACGAUCAAGGUUCCAUUUUUACAGGUUGCUGGUAUUUUUGGACAGCUGUUAGUAGAAGACUUG
Molecule: messenger RNA, 990 nt
Organism: Ambispora gerdemannii
Lineage: Eukaryota; Fungi; Glomeromycota; Glomeromycetes; Archaeosporales; Ambisporaceae
Source: the annotation of a GenBank genome assembly